Durusdinium trenchii is the source of this 810-nucleotide messenger RNA. Lineage: Eukaryota; Dinophyceae; Suessiales; Symbiodiniaceae. The record is from the annotation of a GenBank genome assembly.
ACUAGGCUGACCUUUUCACAUCAAGGGACCCAAGUUGGCGCCGAGAGCCAUGGAUGCGCGGAGAAGCCGAGAGCAGCUGCUUGAGAAGCUUCAUGGGAAUGCUGGGAUAGGUACUCCUGUGGCUGGUACGAAUGCUUUGGCCUGCUAUCAGCAGCUCUACGCACUUUACUUUAGCGACCAGGAGUAUUUGGAGGCAGCCACUGUGGCAUACUCUCUCUACUCUGCGCUGGACCGGUCUGUCAGGCACAGCGGUGAGGCCCUGCCUGCCACGAGCUUUGCAGUGGUGCCGGUGUUGGAGCAGCAAAGGGCUGCCCUGUUGAUGCUAAUCAGUGCCUUGACCUUGACCCCUGAGCAGCAGCUGCUGAUGCCUGGACCGACCAAGCCCAGCUUCUGCGCCAUAGAGAGUGACGACCCUGCGGCCUUGCAGAGCUGGUUUCAGGAGGCUGCCGAAUGCACGCGGAGGGCGCAGGUGUCACUGCAUGAGGCCCAGGCCAUGCUGCUGGAGCUUGACGCCAAGUGCCGCUAUGGUUGCAGGAUGGUCAGGCAAUCAAGAGCCUUUAAUGGAGCCAUGACGAUCUCGUCGCUGACACGCGUUGUCAACCAAAAGGAUCCCAGUGGUGCACCAGAAUGAGACAGACCGAUGAAACAGCGAAUUUUCCAGGGCAAAUAGCCAUGAAUUCCAGAUCGUCAUGCUGCUUGAUUGUCAGUAUGAGAUCAUUUUGUUUGGCAAGGCACAGGCAGUGGGUUUUUGAUAACCCCGUGGCAAGGCUUUGUUUGCAUGCCUUCAGGGUUUGGCUCAAGCCCCAUGGC